AUGGAUCAAUUGGAAAGAUCGUUAAUGUUGCUGGAUGAAUCAAAUGUGAAAUCCAAGAGAGGCUUGCUUCGUUCGAAAGAAGCUGCACGGUCCCUGCUCCAAGGCAAGCCAACCAUAACGGGAUUGGCUGAAUCGUCGGCAGGCGUGAGUCUCGAUAUGGUGCAGGAUGUUAGCGGCUACCGAGUGAUCGAAGAUGCUACUGCGCUUACUACCAGCCGGUUAAGCUUGGCGGCUGGCAGCACAACGAGCAAUGCAAAAGACGUAACUACGCGGCUCUGCGUUCAGUUUUUGGAGGUCCUGCAGCGCCACAGUAACGAGACGGACGUGUUCGAAACGAUCGACGAGCUGGUGGAAACGAUUGAGACAACGUUGACUGAUUUAGAUCUCGCUGCACGGCAGCUGCUUCCGGCGGGUCGCGAACGACGCUUGCAGGCGGAAGAAAUGUGGCUCAACGCAGAGCGUGAAACCUGGAAGCUUAUGAACUGCCUGUACCGCGAUCGGUUUGUCACGCAAAAGAUGGAGAGCGAAAUCGAUGACCUACCGUUGGUGAACAGUGAAAGGACUAUCAUUGACCAUCUGUACACGGCUAACGCAAACCUGCGCGAGUAUCAGCUGAUCGUCGACUGGUUGGAGCAGACGGCUUGGGGAGAGCAAGGGAUGCAGACGGGUCACUAUACGAAUCGGACGGUUGCGUGGGAAAACACACUCCACCAGCUGUUGGAUAUCGGGCAAACUGCAUUCGGCAGCGGCCGGCAGAUCGUGAAAAGUCUCGACCCCGACGCGCCCGUCCGUGAGAAGCGCCCCCUGCACGAUCUGGAUGCGGAAGAUCAGAACCGGCUGGCGAAACAAAUCUUCCUCGACAUACGCCACGGCCGGUUGGAGGAGGCACAAAGCAAAUGCGAGCACUACGGAAUGGCGUGGAAAGCGGCGAUCCUAGAGGGAUGGCGUUUGCACCACGAUCCGAACUAUGGAGCGGAAACGGUAUCGCUAACGCGCAACAUGAUCGACGGCAACCCGCGGCGGGAUUUGUGGAAAAAGUUCGCUUGGAAGAUGGCCGAAAGCCGGUUGCUGGACGCGUACACCAAGGCCGCCGUGGGAUCACUGUGUGGCCAUCUGGAGGCGAUGUUGGAAGUCCUGGCAGAGCACACGUGGACCGACGUGCUCUGGGCCUACCUGAAGGUACAAAUUGACAUACGCGUCGAGAGUGAGAUCCGAUCGCACUGUAUCAAAAGCUAUCUCCCGAUGCCAGAAAGGUACUGGAAUGGUAAGAUGUCGUUGGAGCAGAUCUUCGACGAGCUGGAAGCGCACCGGAACGUGCGCGUUAGCCUGACGGCAAAGGACGUGGACAAAGUGAUCCAGAAGUACAUCAUCCUCGACGAUAUUCCUGAGCUGAUGCGCAUCGUGGAUGGCUGGAUCGAGGGUGCCGCGGAAGUCACGCUUUCCCCACCGAUGCUGCGCUUCCUGAGCCACUUCGUUAUGUUCAUCCGGCAGAUAGGGAAAGCGUUUCAGGAAGAUAUCGGCGAUAGGAUCAUCGGGCGCUACGUGAAGCAUUUGAUUCAGAUCGGGGAUGCGCACAUGCUGGCAUUCUACACUGCGGCGCUUCCUCCCGACAUGCAGUUGUUACUGUACUCGAAGUUCCUCGAAACGCUUAACGAAACACAUGAACGUAAGCGAGCGCUUGAAGAGGCGUACGGAUUCGGGCUUGAUGUUCCCACCGUGACCGUUUACACGGUGGAAAAGUUUCGGGCUCGUGAACCGGACGAAGAUGGAGAUACACCAGCGGCCGGUAACCUGAGUGCGCUGGAUGAGCAGAAGAUUUCGUCGCUCGAAUGGCUUACCUUCUAUCCCGAGCAGCGAGGGGAGCUACUCUGGCAAGCGAAUGCCUUGAUGCGAUACUUUCUCGGAAGGAGAUGCAUCGAAGCAACACGUCGAACGUUUGACGUCGUGCCGGCGGAUACGAUCGAACAGAUUUUCACGCAUUACGGAUCGAAAGACGACAUUCCGUGCAAAGAGGAGGUGAGCAUCCGAGAGUACCUCUGCCACCAAACGUAUCUGUUUGCGAUCAAUGGUUACAACGACUGGUCGCAGCUGUUCUACAACGAGAAGCCCAAGGCGCCGGCCACUGUAAAGAUUACCAACUUUACGGAGCGUGUUACGUCCGAACAUCUGGAGCAAACGUACCGCAACAAGCUUAGCGUGUGGGAGCAUCGCCUGGCCGAGGCAACGAACAGAACCCACGAUCUGCUGUACAACGUGUUGCUGUUUCCCGAGGCCGGCUGGUUGGUCGAUGUGGACACUGCAAAGCCGGCGCCGGAGGACGACGAAGACUGGCAGCACCGGGCGGUGCAGAUGGAUAGCCUCCGCAAGUUGUGCAUACCGGAAGUGGUGCUGCUCCUGCAUCAGCUGCACACGCUUACCGAGCGGCACAGCGAGAACCUGGUGCUGGCGGACGUGCUGAGCUCCGAGUUGCGCAAGCUGUACAGCGUGUUUCCGAAGCACAAGCUGGCCGAAACGCUGGGCAAGCUGGCCGAGUCUUCGCUAACGCUGAUAAAUGCUCGCAAGGAUCCUUUCGUUGGCGAUGCGGCCAAAAAGUGA
This is a messenger RNA of Anopheles bellator, 2595 nucleotides long. It is a transcript of the gene Nup107, whose product is annotated as nuclear pore complex protein Nup107. Gene Ontology annotation, molecular function: structural constituent of nuclear pore. The coding region runs from base 1 to 2595 and encodes 864 amino acids. The record is from RefSeq and is a predicted model, not a curated record. The transcript has a single exon. Gene Ontology annotation, cellular component: nuclear pore outer ring; nuclear pore. Gene Ontology annotation, biological process: post-transcriptional tethering of RNA polymerase II gene DNA at nuclear periphery; protein import into nucleus; regulation of DNA-templated transcription. NCBI's taxonomy places the organism in Eukaryota, Metazoa, Arthropoda, Insecta, Diptera, Culicidae.